GAUCACAUAUUUAAAUUAAAUCUGAAAUAAAUUGUAUAGUGAAACAAAAGGCAUGUAUUAAUAUUUUUAUGUGCUAAGGUAAUAUUUGAAAAAUACAAUUUUUAAUGAUAUAAUUUGUUUCUUGUGCAGAUUCUGCUUCAAAUUUAAAAAAUGGAGGACGUACAUGUUGAUAAAGAGUCUUCUCUUCAAGAAGGUAAUACAUUUCAUUUAAAUGAUAUUUUCUUAAUUCAAGUAUGAAGGUUCUCUAUUAAAUAAAUUCUAUUUAUAUUUUUAACUAUUUCUUAAGUUUUGAUACUCAGAAAUUAAAAUUAUUAUUGUAGAUUUCAAUGUUAACAAUAACGAAUAUUCUACAAGAGCAAAUAAUGUUUAUAACAUUAGCAAGAACUUUGCUUUUGAGAUUGGUAUGAAAUUUAAUUCUGAAGAAGAAUCAUACAAUGCAUAUAAUUCAUAUGCUCUGGCCAAAGGUUUCGGUGUUCGAAAAAGUUCAAAGACUUACAACAUAAAUAAAGAAGUAACAAGACGGUUAUUUCUUUGUUCUUGUGAAGGAAAAUCUGAUAAGCUAUCCCUUUUUCAAGAAAGGAAGCGACAAAGAUUAGAAUAUAGAUAUGGUUGUAUGGCUCGUAUAAAAUUUAAAAUUUCAAAUGGGAUAUGGGAAGUAUGUGAAUUCAAUGAUGUGCAUAGUCAUCCAAUGAUAGAAGAUAAUUUGAAGCAUUUCAUACAAUCGGGUCGUAAACUUACAAGUGCUACUAAAAGUAUUCUUGGUUCUAUGGUGGAUGCCGGUAUUCGUACAAAAAAAGUGGUUCGAUACCUUCAUAAUGAAGCUGGUGGAAUUGAAAAUGCGGGAUUUAUUGAACAAGAUGCUCAUAACUUUAUACAAGCACAUAAGAGGAAUAUGAUUAGUAGUGGAGAUGCUCAAACCAUGAUAAAUCAUUUUAUGCAUUUACAAUCAAAGGAUUCAAACUUCUUUUAUUCUUUUCAAGUUGAUGAAGAUGGCAGAUUGUGUAAUUUCUUUUGGAGAGAUAGUAUAUCUAAAUUGCACUAUGAAUGUUUUGGGGAUGUGAUGAUCUUUGACACUACUUAUCGUACAAAUAGAUAUGACAUGAUUUGUGCUCCAUUUGUUGGUGUGAAUAACCAUUGGAAAAAUACUUUCUUUGGAUGUGCAUUUUUAUGCAAUGAAACAAGUGGUUCUUUUGUUUGGCUUUUUCAAACAUUUUUGAAAGCAAUGGGAGGGAAAACACCAAAAACAAUCUUUACUGAUCAAGCUCCUGCCAUAGCUUUUGCUAUUAAGGAAGUUUUUCCUGGAACAUGUCAUAGAUUGUGUGAAUGGCACAUUGAUAGAAAUGCUCAAAAAAAUAUACCACAACUUUACUUUAAAUCAGAAUUUCGAUACUGCUUUGAUACUCUCUUGUGGAGGUGCAAUUCAGAAUCAGAAUUUGAGAUAGUAUGGAAAAAAAUGAUAGAUGAUUGGGAUUGUGCAAGUAAUACUUGGCUUCAAAAAUUGUAUGAUCUAAGAAAAAAAUGGUGUCCUGUAUUUAGCCGUUCUACUUUCUCAGCAGAUAUCAAAUCGACCCAAAUAAGUGAGAGCACAAAUAGAGUCUUCACUGAAAUGUCAUGCAAGACAAUGAGUAUAACGGAGUUUGUAAAGCAUUAUGAGCAACGAACAAUUGAAAUGCGUGAUAUUGAAGCUAUAGAGGAUUAUAAAUCUCGGGGUGAUCCUAAAAUUUUCAUUGAAGAUUGUGGGAUAUUAAAGCAUGCUGCUAAGGUGUACACAAGGAGAAUUUACACAAGAUUUCAACAUGAAUUUCUACAAGGGACAACCAAAAGAGUAAUCAAUAUUGAAACUGAAGGGAGUCUAACAAAAUAUACAAUUUUAAAGGGUGAAAGUGAGAAAACUGAAAUUGUCCAGUUCAAUGCUCUUGACAAUUCUAUUAUUUGUAGUUGUCAUAUGUUUGAAUCCAUGGGUUGGUUAUGUUGUCACGCACUUAAGGUUUUGUUCUUUGACUUGAAUUUUUCUUCUAUUCCUGAGAAAUACAUUUUGAAAAGAUGGUCUAAGAAUGCUAAGCAUGAGAAUGGAUUUGCGGAGUACACCAAAAAGAAGGGAACAACAAAAUCUUCUAUGGCAAUUCGUUUGAAUGGGUUAAUGAAAGAAUCAUUUAUUGUCAUGAUUUUAGCUGCAAAUGAUAUAGAUUCAGAAGAAAUUGCUAGAAGGUAUUUGUACCAAGCAAGAGUUGAGAUUACUAAGCAUCAAAGCGAAUUAUAUGGUGGAAAUUGUGACAAAAACAGACACAAAUUUGAUUCAUCUGUUGAUCCUUUUAUUGGGGCUAAGGAUCGAAUUUUGGAUUCAAUUAAGAAAAAAGGAAAGGGAAAUGGAUAUUCAAGAAUGAAGCCAAAAGGUGAGAAAAAAAAGAAAAAGACAUCACAGGUGACAUUCAAAAGCAAGGCAGGACAAAAACAUGAACAUGAAAAAACAAUGAAUUUUGACAUACAAUCAGACUCAAUGCAACAAAUACAACAUGAAUCUAUGGGAUUAAGUUUUGAGUUACAUGGAGAUUCGUCCAAUAUAUUUCCUCAAUUUUUGACUCAAAAUCUGAAUUCACAAUCUGAAGCUUGUAUGCAGAGUCAACAAUCAAACAAACAGAUAUUUGAAGAAAAUUCAAUUUGA
Solanum stenotomum is the source of this 2662-nucleotide messenger RNA. Its product is annotated as protein FAR1-RELATED SEQUENCE 5-like. Bases 404 to 2662 code for a protein of 752 amino acids. Gene Ontology annotation, biological process: regulation of DNA-templated transcription. The transcript is spliced from 2 exons. The record is from RefSeq and is a predicted model, not a curated record. NCBI's taxonomy places the organism in Eukaryota, Viridiplantae, Streptophyta, Magnoliopsida, Solanales, Solanaceae. Gene Ontology annotation, molecular function: zinc ion binding.